AUGCAUGGUACUGUACAUACAGGAACGGUGGUGGCAUUGUUAUGCAUAGAUGAACACUCAUUAUCCCUAGGAGUUGACUUAGAUGGCCUUUUGGACGUGUUUGGUUCUCUUUUGCUAGAGCUACUUGCUAUUUCUACUAUGGCUGAAUUUAUUUUUCUGGUUGUCAUUGCUUCCGCUUGUGAUUAUCUAUAUAGGCUUUUAUCGGGCUACACUUUUAUCGGAGGAAGGUUCAUUGUUGUUAGUGGAGAUGUUCUUAGCAAUGAUGGAGUGGUGUUUGGUAAUGCCAUAACAUUCGGGGUGAAUGUUUGGAUUAAAUUGAUUGGGCUAAAGAGUGACUAUGUUAUGGGACGUGAGGCUGCUUGCUUAUGUUUCAUGGUAGUUUCAGAUGCCACCAAUGAUGCUAUGUAG
This is a messenger RNA of Lactuca saligna, 408 nucleotides long. Lineage: Eukaryota; Viridiplantae; Streptophyta; Magnoliopsida; Asterales; Asteraceae. The record is from the annotation of a GenBank genome assembly.